AUGCAUCUUAUAAGUGCAUUGCAGCUCGUCAGAGAGGAAUGUAAUGCUGAAAAUUUUAAUGUCGUCCUGUCCUUGCCAGAAUUUGAAGAGCUAGCUAAUCUUUACGAGCAGUACUGCAAAGACGAGAACGACGGUCCCCUGAAGAUGUUCUGGAACUCCUACUUGGAGAUGGUAGCUACUCUGCUGUGUCUCAUCAGGGCCACGAGAGAGGGGAAUUGGGAGCUUCACCUGGAGUGCAUUAAAGCUGUGCUUCCGUGGUUUUUUGCAUAUGAUCACACAAAUUACGUACGGUAUUUACCAGUGUACUUAGUUCACAUGUUAGAACCUCCAGAUACGCACCCCGAAGCUUACAGCUUGCUGUCUCAGGGAGACUUUGGUGUACAACGCACAACCUCCCAUGGAUUCUCGCAGCUUCCAGUUGACCAAACCAUCGAACAAACUUUAAACCGUAACACGAAAACUAAGGGUGGCAUAAUAGGGUUAAGCCUUAAGAAGGGUGCUGUGCAGUGGUGGAUGUUAACUGCUCAUGCAAGAGCCAGCUUUGCCGAUCGAUGUAGAGAGAUGCCUUCUUCACAUCCUCAGGACGAGAUAAAGGGUCACAAGGAGUCGGGCUCGGUUCGCAAGAGAAAGGAUGAAGAAGACGUGAAGAAGGUCAUGGAGGUGAUCAGUCAAUGGAGGAAUCCAUUUGAGACAGCAGACGAUCUCGUGAGUCUGAGCUCAGGUUCCAUCGCAAGCAGCGCUUUGAAGGAAGACCUGCUAAAAGCAGAAGAGAAACGAAAGUCUGCGUUAGUGUAG
This is a messenger RNA of Pocillopora verrucosa, 795 nucleotides long. Lineage: Eukaryota; Metazoa; Cnidaria; Anthozoa; Scleractinia; Pocilloporidae. The record is from RefSeq and is a predicted model, not a curated record.